UGGCCUAAUAUAUUUUUUUUAUUUAUUUCUAAAAGAAUGUAAUUUGUUGUUGCUGUACAUGGCUAACCGCGAUGUGUUCUCCAAAAUCUUGCCAAAUGUCAAAUUGGCAACACGCUACGAUGCAGACGGUCGGGAAAUUCAGGUGGAACGGCGCGAGGAUACGGAUGCUGCUGCCAAGGAGUUGGACACAUUUGACAUACUCGUUGCAGCCGGAUACUAUCGCGCACGCAUCAAGGGCUUGUCAGGCUUCGACAAAGUUGUGGGCGGAAUGACCUGGUGCAUUGAAUGCUGCGACUAUGAUGUGGACGUCGAUUUGCUCUUCCAUGAAAACUUAACAAUCGGACAAAAAAUCGCUCUUGUAGAGAAAAUUGUUGCGGUUCUGAUUGACAUGAAAUGCCCACAUAGCCUGGAACCGCAUCAGGUGCAAGGAUUGGAAUUUCUCGCUAUUCAUCCAGUUAUUCAGUGGCUAGUUAAGACGUCUGUUGAAAACAGAGAAGAACGCGGCCAGCGCUUGAAGAGAUUUGCUAUUGGCCAGUUCCACAAUGACUAUCAGUAUAAAAGUGACAAGGAUAAUCUCACAAAGAUACGCUGUGCCGCUGUCAACAUAAAAUCCAUACAGGAACUUUAUAGUCCCAAGAGGCAAUUUGAGCGCCAGGAAACCAAUUGCGAAGAUGAUGCACUACGCGUGCGCCUAACGUUGCUAGAAUACGGCGAUGCUGGGCCAGUGUCCAAACAGAGUGUGGAGCAAAAGACAGCAUCAAACGCAGAUCAAAUCGAUCCUGAAUUGGAGAGAAAACUGCAGCAAUUGUCUGUCACAAAAGUGGACGCUGUCGCGGCACUGAAGCGCAUCGAUCUUGAUCCAGUCGCUCGUAGCGCCUUGCAGCAGCAUUAUGCUGAGUUUAAGCUUGAAAUGGAAACGGAUGCACAGGAGCUUAAGACACAGAAUCAACAGAAACGCUUGGAGGCGGCAAAGAUAGCAUUGGAGCACAAGAUUAAACGCUACAGCAAGGAGAAUAAGCAAUUGGAUGUUUCAGUUGAGACGCAAAAGCAAGAAACCGCAAAGCAGGAGCAAAAUCUGCGAGCUUUGAAUGCAGAGCUGGAUGCAUACAAGAAAACGGAAGCGAAGGCCGAUCCUGCGCUGUUGGAUAAGGUGCGCAAACUACUGCAGCAGCAUGAUGAGCUGAAGAAGAGCGAGGCGGAGUUUAAGGAAAGCUGCCGCACAGAUCUGGCCAACUUGCAGCAACGAAUCGAUGAACUGGAGUCAUUUAACGCACAGGAUGUGGAGGCGCAGGCCGCCGCGAUAGCUGGUGAGCAGAAGCGACUGCAAGAGCUGCGUCUGCAUUUGGCCAAGCGGAAUCGCGGCAUUGUUGCCAUUGAACGUAAACUGGACGCGAUACCCGAUCGCACAGAGCUGGCCCAGUAUCAACGACGCUUCCAUGAGCUAUACAACGAUAUGAGUGCCAAGCAUUUAGAAACUAAGCAAUAUUACACACUGUACAACACACUUAAUGACAAGAAACGUUACCUGGAGAAGGAGCUUUCGCUGCUUAACUCCAUUUGCGAGGCCUACAACGAGGGCAUGCUCAGUCCGCAUGGUCGGGAGGAUUUCAUACGGCAAUUCGAGACGAUUGUCGAUGGUGUCAAGAGUGCUCAAGAUAAAGUCCGCCACAAAUACAAUGAGGAGCGAAUGCGACGCGACGAGCUCAACGAGGAGCUGCUGGGACUCCUCGAAUUACAACGUCAGUAUGCGGCCGCUGUCAAGCAGCUUACCCGAGAGUGUCAGCGUUGCGAACAACUCCAACAGCAUCUCAAGUCAAUUCAAAAGUGAACGCAGUAGAAUCAACAUAUUUACAAACUACUUUAAAGUAAAAUUAUUAUGUUUAGUCAACUGUAGGCAUUGCUAAUUAGCCUUUUUGUUAUGCUAAAUUAUAAAUAUAUUAAGUUAUAUUCCCGGUUUAUCACUUCUGCAUACAAACUAA
Drosophila grimshawi is the source of this 1979-nucleotide messenger RNA. RefSeq names its product coiled-coil domain-containing protein 93 (gene fidipidine). The transcript is spliced from 8 exons. The record is from RefSeq and is a predicted model, not a curated record. The coding region runs from base 59 to 1828 and encodes 589 amino acids. Gene Ontology annotation, biological process: Golgi to plasma membrane transport. NCBI's taxonomy places the organism in Eukaryota, Metazoa, Arthropoda, Insecta, Diptera, Drosophilidae.